Molecule: messenger RNA, 3759 nt
Organism: Penicillium cosmopolitanum
Lineage: Eukaryota; Fungi; Ascomycota; Eurotiomycetes; Eurotiales; Aspergillaceae
Exons: 9
Coding region: 1-3759 (1252 amino acids)
Biological process (GO): nucleoside metabolic process
Molecular function (GO): catalytic activity; protein binding
Source: RefSeq, a predicted model, not a curated record
AUGGCCCGUCUUGCCCAUGUCGAAGAUGACAUCACGUUCUCUCUGGCAGAUUAUACUGUGGCAUGUAUCUGUCCCCUUGGAGUUGAGUGUGCUGCAGUGGAGGCCAUGCUAGAUGAGAUCCAUGACCCCCUACCAAUUAGCAGUGACCGUAACGCGUACACAUUUGGUCGACUGGGUGCCCACAAUGUUGUUGUGGCGGUGAUGCCGGAGAUGGGGAACAAUGCGGCAGCUACCACAGCUACGCAACUUCUCAACGACUUUCCUUCCUUACGAUUCGGCUUGUUGGUCGGUGUCGGAGCUGGCGUUCCUGGAUCGGAGACUGGCGAUGAUGUCCGAUUGGGGGAUAUCGUCGUUGGUCAGCCUACGAAUACAUUCGGUGGGGUGGUGCAGUAUGACAUGGGCAAGAAAAUUGUAGAUGGCAACUUUCUGCGAAUAGGACACCUCAAUAAGCCGCCUGAAGUUUUGAGCGGCAAUUUCUUGAUGCUUUUUUGGGCGCUGUCGAAGAACCUAUCCGCACGACCGAGGUCAAGGUGCGGCAAAUUCAUAAAAGUCAGGAAGGUGAGCUGGACUGAGCCUGCAAAAAUUGACAUAUUGCGGACCACCGGUCUCAUUAUCUUCUCAGAGAACCGCGAAUCCGAGAUCCUUUCGUGGGUCUCAGAAACACCAUACGAAAAGCAUUUCAAAACUGCCAAAGAUGGAUUGCUUGCAGAUUCAGGCCGUUGGCUGUUCGAAAAGCCGGGGUUUGCAAAGUGGCUGCAGUCUAAUCAGUCUGAACUGUUUUGGUUGCGUGGAAAGCCCGGAUCGGGAAAGACCAAGCUCUGUGCAAUGGUAGUAGAUACAUUGAUCAAACAAGACGCAAACGUGAUCUACUUCUUCUGCAGUCGCACCUUAAAUAGCCCAGAUCGCCAGGAUCCAAAGUCUAUUCUUCGAUCACUACUCCACCAAUUAUCAUCAAAGCCUCAAGACGGAAUUCCAAAGUUACUUUGCGAUGCAUACGACAAAAGAUACUCAACUGGAAUGGCCAGGGACGGAUUGGACUUUGAUGAGUGCCGUGAGUUGAUCGCUGUGCGUCUCAAGGACCAUCCUAGCACCACGAUUGUCAUCGAUGCGCUGGAUGAAUGCGACGAGCAAAAGAGGAGCAUUCUAUUGCAGUCUUUAAGACGCUUUGUGGAUGACUCUAAUACCAGUGUCCGAGUUAUGAUAUCGAGUAGAGACGAUCGUGAUAUUGUAGUCCGGCUCAAAGAUCUGCCAAAUUUCACGAUCAACGAAAGUGUCACUCGGACAGAUAUAGAGCGAUUUGUGGAGCAACAGGUCAAGCAGAGUGUUCAAACCAAAAACCUACUCUACGGUGAAGCCACAUCCGAGCUAGAGAGCAAAAUUAUAGCUGAGCUGGUCGCCAAAGCGGGUGGAAUGUUCCUCUGGGUUCGACUUCAAGUUCAACGUCUAUGCCAAAUGCAGACUGAGAACCAAGUGUUAUCCCUUUUAGGACGCUUACCACCGACGCUAAGCGAGACAUACGAUCGAAUCUAUGAGAAAAUUGAACAGAGCCCGAGUGCUCACGAGGCACAUAAAGCUCUGGCGUGGCUGAUGGGUGCCAGAGGGCCUCUUCGUCCCACUCAGUGGGCUUCUGGAACCUCAUGGGCUGUUAACAAAACUCAUGCUUUGGGAGAUACAAAGCCAAGUCACCUCAGUGCUGAAACCCUGCUUGGUAUGUGUCAGAACCUGGUCGUGUAUGACGAACUACAGAAUCAAAUUGUCUACACCCAUAUUUCUGUUCUUGAAUAUCUUGAAAAGAAGCCGCAGUUCUCUAAGCUGUAUCUUGAUACACUGGUAGCUGAGACCUGUCUUCGAUUCAUGAUUAAUACACGGCUACCAAGGCCAUCGGACCUGGAGUACGACUUUUAUAAAUAUUCCGCACGACAUUGGAUCAGCCAUGUCAAGGCCAGUGGUCGGUACGUUCCCUCCGAGCUGGAUAACUUUCUGGGAAGAUGGGAGGCACCUACAAUGGCCUACCGCGAGUGGAAAGGUGCUGUUGAGCUCUUCGGGCGUCGCCAUCGAGAGUACAACUACGCAGAUGAGAUUGCGACUCUGACGAACGGUUUGCUGCUAGCAGCGUAUUACGGCAUCCGACACACAGCUCUCUGGAACCAUUCUCGAUAUGAUCCCAAUGCAACGGACGAGCGUGGAAUGUCCCUGCUUGCUUUAGCCAGUCAGAACGGGCAGCAAAGAAUUAUAGAGCUGCUGGUGCGCAACGGGGCCACCGUAAACCCAGCUCGCAGGCCUAUCGAUCCAAGUACAGCAAUGUGCGCUUUCAAGAAGCUCUAUUCUGAAUAUGUAAUUGAGCAGCUGGCCCUGGAUACUCCAAUUCGCAACGACUGUGUGGUUGAAGUCUUGCGAUCCCUUGUCCCUGGUGCUUCUAUUACCUCUCAGACACUGGAAGCUGUAUUCCGCGUGAAGCCUGGUGCUGUCAAGCUUCUGAAGGUUCUCUUGAACAGUAAGAGUUGCCGGACUUCAAGUACAGACGCAAAGCCAAAAAACGUCAAUAUGGAAAUAGCCUCCUUGGAGCCACUGGUGGAUCUUUUCAAUGAUAAUAUUGACAUUUGCCUAACCGAGGAAUUGAUUCUCGCUGCCAUGUCUAACCUUGAAGAGGCUCUCAGUCUCUUGGAGCUCCUGCUUUCGAUAGACCCUUUCAUUCCCAUUACUGAGGAAGUUGUUGCAGCAGUUCCAUUGAAGAAGAACAUCAUUGAAAUGCUCUUGUCAAAGAGUCGGUACAUAGCGACUGGAAACAAACGUAGCAGUAAGGUUUUGCUGCAGCUACAGGAGAAACUCCGCGCUAUCGACUCAUCGAAACCGCCUCUAUCCGGACAAACGGGCUCCAGGAGCACAAUUCCCGAGAAACCUAUCCCCAAGAAGCCUCACUUUGCAGUCUUCGAGAUUCGUGCCGCUGCCAUGGCCGGUCAAGAGACUUGGUUCGGCCGCUGCUUUUCCUCGGCCAUUCAGUACUAUCUUCCCAACGAGCAAUAUGGGUCAAUAUUUCUGGCUGCAAUCGAAGGAGGAGACCCUGGUAUAAUACAGCGAUGCAUUGAAUAUGGAGGUAUAUGGCCUGGAACCGACGAACAUGGUUGGAAUGCGGAACUCAUGGCCUUUUACAAAUGCAACAACAGUCUAUUGUCGCAAAUUAGAGCAGAAUUUGGGUGGAUACAUACUUCUCCUUUGCUUGCGAGUGCAUGGGCAGAGGACGGUGACUCUUCUCCAGCGCGAUCUAAUGGGAGAAUCCUGAGACUUACUAGUAGUGAGCAAGAUAAGUCUCGAAACUGGGUUCGGGCCAAUCAUCCCUUCAUCCCAAGUGGCACAAGCUACUUCGAAGUUAAAAUCAAGGAGCUCAAGGAGCCUGAAUAUAAGAAUGAACAGUGGAUUCAAGAACGGGUGGAGAUCGGCGUCAUUGACGAGUUUCUACAAUACAGGCCUGCAUACUAUUCCGAUACUGGGUAUGUGCACGACUUAUUCCUCACGUGGGAAGUAGAUUGCUUCAAGGAAGGGGACACCGUGGGUUAUGGGAUCGACUGGAAGAGGAAGCAACAGUUCGUCACUGUCAAUGGAGUACGAGAAGAUGUCCAUAUGUCCUUUGAUCAGCUGCACGGGAGGCGACUAUUUCCCUCUGUCCGUGUCUUCGAGAUGUCUGGGAACUGUGAAUUAGAGGCCAACUUUCAGGGCCCCUUUAUGUAUCACCUGCUGCAGGAGCAUGGAGUUGGGUGGUAA